Messenger RNA from Cryptomeria japonica (Japanese cedar), 402 nucleotides. RefSeq lists its product as uncharacterized. The transcript has a single exon. The coding region runs from base 1 to 402 and encodes 133 amino acids. The record is from RefSeq and is a predicted model, not a curated record. Lineage: Eukaryota; Viridiplantae; Streptophyta; Pinopsida; Cupressales; Cupressaceae.
AUGACAGAAAUAGAGGAGAACGAAGAAAAACAUAAGGAAGAAGAAAAGAAGCAAGAAGAGAUGACAGAGACAAAGGAGAACAAGAAAACAAUGGUGGACACUCUUCCAGUAAAGAGGAAGUUAGAUUUAGAAAAGGAGAGUGAAAAGAAGAAAGUUAAAUUCACCACUGCAGCCAGCUCUGUGGUUAAGGAUAAAGAAAUGGAUGAAGAAACAGAGGAGGAAGAAGAGGAAGACUUUGUAAUCGACAUAAAGAAGAUGAACCCUAAACAAUUAAUGAAAGUUUCUGGAAAAUUGAAACUUCAAGCUGAAAAGGCAAAAUUUAGAGCAAAGACAAAGAAGACCAAAAUUCUUAAUACUGCAAAAACCAUUUUGUCUAAUCUCAUUCCUGACAUUGCUAUAUGA